Procambarus clarkii (red swamp crayfish) is the source of this 641-nucleotide messenger RNA. The record is from RefSeq and is a predicted model, not a curated record. Lineage: Eukaryota; Metazoa; Arthropoda; Malacostraca; Decapoda; Cambaridae.
AUGGAGGAAGUGUCACGGGACGAGCGGCGGGUGGAAGUGUCUCUCACACACCUGCGGGUCUCGGCCUCGGGUCACUAUCGCUGUGAAGUGAUCGCUGAGCACCCAAGCUUCCGCACCGAGGUGGCUGCUGCUACCAUGACUGUCCUGAGAGAGGCCCUGUCCCCGCCCCUCCUGAUGGGCGGGAGGGAGAUCUACGAGCCCUCAGAGCUCAUCAAGAUCGGUUGUCAGCCUCGACGGCCCUUCCUCGACCACCAUAAGCCUACUCUCCAGUGGUUCCUCGAGGGCAGUAAGGUGGGACCUCAGUGGACCAAGCCGUAUGGCGCCUCACACCACGGGGGCCACUAUGGUCUGUCUCUCCAUGUCCCGGGCCAGCAGGUAGCGUCUGCUGGCGGGAGUGUGGAGGCGGAGUGUCGCCUUAGUCUGGGGCCCCACCACACCAGCACCUUCAAGACUCUUCGUGUCAGGGUCAGAAUGAUAUCCUACGUCGACAACUACCAUUCUGCAGGUCCCAAAGCCCUGAUCAGAGACCGAAGGCUCCUCGCCAUAGUGACUGCUGCCAUAGUCUUUCUGGUGACUAUGUAGUCACACAACUCUUCUCACCUUAAAUAUAAAUAUACUGUAAUAUGUGACAGAAAUCAAGA